This is a messenger RNA of Clonostachys solani, 1470 nucleotides long. Lineage: Eukaryota; Fungi; Ascomycota; Sordariomycetes; Hypocreales; Bionectriaceae. The record is from the annotation of a GenBank genome assembly.
AUGUCGCAAACCCAGAGCCAGGGAGCUACCCUGUCCAGCCUACCCGACGAACUGCUAACUCCCAUUCUGCGGGAAUCGGUCAAGAUCGACUACGUUCCUGUCUUGAGGCACUCCAAAACACAUAUUUUCAAGCCAUGUGAUUCUCCCACGACGACAGCGCUGGCUCUCACCUGCCGACGCUUCCAUCGGCUCGUCACGCCGCUCCUCUACUCCGAAAUUGAAAUUCAGUGCAAUGGUGCGUGCGAAGACAAGUUUGAGGAGAUCUGGGUGACCAAGCACCUGCAUCGCACGUUCAGCACGACCCCUUCACUGAGGACACACUGCAAGAGACUUGAGAUUGAGUUUGGUUCCUCCAAGCAAAUUUCCAGGGCAUUCUUUGAUAGAGAGUCGCCUCAGAGAAACCUCUUCCACAUUGCCUUCGACUUUAUCAAGUGGCUCACCAACAUUGAAGAGCUUCGCAUUGCUGGCUGGCCACAGUAUCCAGACUCCUGGAGGCAGGGCCUUCCUGUUUUAGCUCCUUCCAGGGAUGAUUAUCUUCAACUUCUGUCCCUCGCGUCGGAACGUCUGACCAGUCUACGACACUUGGAGCUAGCCACGCACAGUGCAGCCGCUCUAGAUCUGCCGGUCCUGUCCACCGCACUCGGUGGGCUGGACACUAGCGCAUGCCUUCGGACACUGGAUAUCAGUGGGAUCUCCAGCUUUGGAACUAAUCAGGACUGGGAGCUGCUGAGGACUCGAGCAGGCACUGCGUCGUUCACCCAGCUCAAAUUAAGACAUUUCAACUUGGGACCGACGGCACUUCUGGCGCUCGUCAUGUGGCCAGCCAAAUUGACAUCGUUUCAGUUUGCAGUACCUCUGUCUAACCACAAUUCUUGGCAACAUGGCGUGAUGGCAUACAACUUGGGCAUAAUGCAGGCCAUCCUAUCCCAGCAGAAAGAUUCACUUACCUAUAUCAGGAUGGACCAACUUUUGCAGCAAGGGCUCUACAGCUUCAACAUGGCUGAAUUUCGCAGCCUAAAGGUUCUAUGGUUGGCGCAUGACUUAACUGGAACCGAUCCUGAGUCUGUUGCCAAUCUUCUUGCACCCAACUUGGAGGUGUUUCAUUGGAACCUGAUGCUUGAAGACCAGAGGCGGGGAGAGAGCCUUGAUACGUUCGAGAAGCGUGAGGAAGACUGGCUCAGGGCAUUCGCAGCCGCCGCCAUCGCGGGCAAUUCGACUCUUCGCCAUAUCAAAAUCAGAUUCCUCCCCGAGGCACAGAUCUUCCGUGAAGACAAGACGGGUGUUGAGUAUCCUUGGGAUCGGAUGGAUAGGAUUGCGAGCGAGAUUCAACCUCACGGGAUCCAUUUGUCAUAUAGCCCCAUAAGCGUUAGCAGGGAGAGGUUCAAUGCCCUGGUCAGGGUCCCCAAACGCUGGCAAUCAAUAGUAUCGUGGGCCAAAGCGUUGCAACGGCCAGGCAGUGCUCCUCCUUGA